This is a messenger RNA of Schistosoma haematobium, 5276 nucleotides long. RefSeq names its product DnaJ (Hsp40), sub C, member 11 (gene DNAJC11). Gene Ontology annotation, biological process: cristae formation. The record is from RefSeq and is a predicted model, not a curated record. Bases 2935 to 4923 code for a protein of 662 amino acids. NCBI's taxonomy places the organism in Eukaryota, Metazoa, Platyhelminthes, Trematoda, Strigeidida, Schistosomatidae. The transcript is spliced from 13 exons.
CGGCUAUUUUAAAUUUGGUAGUUAGGGCGCGAUAACUUGGGUGACACGCCGUGUCGUAGCAACUACUUGUGUCUGUUUAUACUUAAACGAUGGCUCUCCAUAUUCCAAAGGCUCCGGGCUUCAUGUCGAUGCUCAAGGAGGGUGCUAGGUAUUUUGAAGGCCUAGAAGAGUCAGUAUACCGAAAUAUUGAGGCAUGCCUGGCACUCUCCAAGUCUAUCCGAUCAACAUUUGGACCUUCAGGACAGAACAAAAUUGUCAUAAAUCAUGUUGGCCGGUUGUUCGUGACUAACGACGCAGCUACGAUACUCAAGGAACUUGAAGUUGCCCAUCCUGCAGCUAAAAUACUUGUUAUGGCAUCUCAACAACAAGAACAAGAAGCUGGUGAUGGAACUAAUGUUGUAUUUCAGCUUUCCGGGGCACUUCUGGAGCAGGCUCGAGACCUUCUGAAAAUGGGUCUCUCAGUUGCUCAAGUCACCAGUGGAUUCGAAAUGGGAUGUAAAAAGGCCUUGGAAAUCUUGGAUGAACUCGUGGUGGAGAACUUGUCUGAUAUACGAUGUUAUAAAAGUGUUUUACGUGUCAUAAAGACAGCUGUUAUGAGUAAACAAAUCGAUCUUGCUGACUUCUUAUCCGAACUUAUUACGAAAGCAUGCAUCGAAACUUUACCGCAAAAAUCAUAUUUCAACGUUGAUAAUAUACGUGUUUUAAAGAUUUUGGGUGCUGGUGUCAACCAGUCGAAAAUGAUUAAAGGUAUGGUAUUUCGACGGGAAACUGAAGGAGAGGUCAAGGAAGUUUUUAAUGGAAAAGUUGCAAUUUUCUCUUGCCCCGUUGAUGCCCUUCAAACGGAAACAAAAGGAACAGUUUUACUUACAUCUGCGGAUGAACUCACAAAAUUUAGUAAAGGAGAGGAGGACUUGGUGGAAAAACAUAUGCGUUCUCUUUCGGAUGCUGGAGUGAAAGUUAUCGUUAGUGGAGGCAAAGUUGGGGAAUUGGCACUACAUUACGCCAACAAAUUGAAUAUGAUGGUAGUAAAGCUCAGCAGCAAGUUUGAUGUUCGACGUCUCUGUCAAGCAACCGGUGCGUCAGCUCUCCCUCAGUUAGUAACACCCACUCCUGAGGAACUUGGGACCAUUAGUCAUGUUUAUUCGGACGAAAUAGCUGACGCAAGUGUAGUUAUUUUCGAACAAGACACACAUGAGGGAACCGUCGUUACAUUAUUGAUUCGGGGAAGUACGGAAAACAUAAUGGAUGAUGUUGAACGUGCUAUUGAUGAUGGUGUCAACACAUUCAAAUGCCUUACGCGUAGUCCUAAAUUGGUUGCAGGUGCCGGAGCAACGGAAAUAGAGCUGGCUCGCCGUCUCGUAUCGUACGCUGGUACAGUACCUGGUCUUGAACAGUAUGCUAUCAGAGAGUUUGCCCGGGCUUUUGAGGUUGUUGUAAAAGUACUUGCCGAAAACUCUGGACAGAAGAUCACUGAAAUAGUUGCUAUUUUGUACGCUAAACAUGAAUCUGGUCAAAUACAUACUGGUUUAGUCACUCAACCAAAUGGUGAAGUAUCUGUUAACGAUUCUGUCAAAUUCGAGGUUUUGGAUCUCCAUCUUUUAAAACAUUGGGCUAUUCGACUUGCGACAAAUGCUGCGAACACUAUACUCCGCGUCGAUCAGAUUAUUAUGGCACGCCCAGCUGGUGGACCGAAACCUCGUCAACCAGGAGCUAUGGAUGAAGAUUAAUAAAAAAUACAAUAAACCCAUUAAUAAUAACAAUGAUAGGUUCCUGACUGCAUUCGUGUUGUUGGCUUCUCGAUUAUCUCAUUGUAAUGUAUAUUUCGAAUAAAUUACUGUGAAAAAUCUGCGCUUUUUUCCUGGUUUCAAAUGGUUCUUCAGCCAUGUUCAUUUUUUGGCUUCUUCCUAAAGCCUGAUUGUUUGAAUACCUAAAUAAAUAUGUUACAAUGCGCCGUAUUAUAUUUGCAGAAAUUAAGUUAAAAAUAGUAGUUAUGAAGCAAAGAAAUAGUAUCGUCAGUGUGAUGAAUAUGUUUGACAGGUCUCGUUCUGAAGGAUUGCUCGCAACAUGUAACUUUUUAUGAACAGAAAUGGAUGGUGGCUAGCAAUAAUGUCCAGGGCAUUCAAUUCGUCUUAUUUUGGACCUUUCAUCUGGAUGUGCCUGCGUCCCAGAGUUGGUGUUCAAUUCAGGACUCAAACCCAUUACCGUUCGUUUCGAAAACCAUCGCGUCCGAAUACGUGUAUUUCAGUUUAACAACACGAAAAUCUUUAUGAACACAAUGAGUCUUUAUUGCAUUUUUUAUAAGUUAAUAUUUCGUGGCCAAAAGUGGUUGUAUUCACCCUUGUUCAUGUGGUCAGAUUUUGGUUUUACCGAUUAAGCUUACGUAACCUGAUUUCUUUUGUAUAGAAAUAGUAUCAAUAACAUCUUGAUGGCUAGUGUUUGAUAAUCGUCUCCAAAUCAGUCAGUCAGCUGCAACGUAAGACCAGGCACAUAUGUGCAUAUCAUCAAUCCAUUUAUUUUGUUUUUUAUGCUAUGCCUAAAUUAAAAAUAGUGUGUACAUUUUAGUGAACUAUUUUUAUGAAUUGUUUGAGAUACGUACAUUAUGAUCAUGAAGAAUUACUAAGUAUUAGUAUUAUAAUUAUCUGAUUACACAUCAUCGAUGCUUGGGAAUCAAUGUUGUGGUUAAAUGGUCAUUAGUGCUCAGAAAACUAAUAUUUUUCAAGGUUAUUCGGUAGCCUCCUCACACAGUAGUGUGAGUUAUAGGUUUAAUUGAAGUUGUUGAUAAGCUAGUUAACGAUGCCUUACAAAGAAUUGCCAUUUGUAAAUCUACAUUCUUAUAUAUCACAUAUAUUUCGGUUCUUUCUUGUUUAAAGAUUCAAACUGACGCUGUUGUGUUGGGAAUCAUAUUACUAAUUUUGUUAAUCUUCUGUCCCAUACAUGUACGCAGACCAUAACUCAAAAUUUGAUGACAGUUCUUAUCAAGGAAAUGAAGUUGUUGAUUCUGCAGAUGAUUCGGAUGAACCAGUCGAUCCCGAAUUCAUUAAUCUUUUAGAAGAUAUUGAAGGUAAUGAACAUGAGAACAUCGAUCUGUACUCCGUAUUGGGUGUUGACAAAAAUGCAUCGGCAGCUGAUCUGCGCAUGGCAUACAAACGUCUUUCCCUGUUGUUCCAUCCGGAUAAGCAUUCUAUUUCGACACCAGAAGAUAAUGAGAAAAUUAAUUCAAAUCCAUCUGAUGCGGUGUCUGCAUUCAGUCAAAUUGCUUCAGCUUAUGCGAUUUUAAGCAAUCCUGAACAACGUGCUAUUUAUGAUAGUUUUGGUUAUAGAGGGUUGCAAAUGCAGGGGUGGCAAAUAGCGAGUUUUCAAAAAUCAGCACCUGAACUUCGUUUGGAAUAUCUUCUUUUGAAAGAAAAAGCUCGAGUUUCAAAGCAACUUCAGUUGACACAACCAACCUCGGAAUUUUCUCUUGGUUUAGAUUUAACGGAUGUUUUUGAUCGUUAUUUGAAGGAGCCACCAGAGGAUCGUUCAUUGAUUCCAAUUCCAUCAAUUUAUGAGCUUUCUGUUGCUCAAUCUAUCAACGCUGGUAUCAGUUUAAAAAACUCAGUAAGUUUGGCUGGUCAGGUGACAGCCCAUAAUGGUGUAGGGAUAGGGACAUUUCUUGCUAUAUGGCGGCAUCACUGCUCCAGAAAUUCAAUUUUCGGUCCAACUACAAUCGAUACCGAGUUUUCUUACGGUCGCGCUGGUCGUGGAUUGAGUACUGGUAUACGGGCAAGGCGGACUUUUGGACAGCGUCUCCAUGGUAGUUUAGGUUUAUCUCUAGCUAGUUUAUAUGAAAGAUCUCCCAAGUCGAGUAUAAGUCUAAUCCCUGGUAUUUCUGCUGGUGUAAAUGUCCAGUUGUUAUCUCAUGUACAUGCACACUUGGAGUUACGUUGUCUCAUGAAUCCAGGUAUAUCGAGUGAAUUGUUCUUUACUUCUGCUGACGGUGAGUAUAAUGCCCGAAUUUCAAGUAAACUUAACGCAUCCGGUUAUGCAAGCCUUUCCCUGUUACUGGAAAAGUCCGUCUCGUGGACUUGGCUAAAUCCACCUCGAGGAUCUGGUGUAAUUGAUAAAGAAAAUGUUCCUGGACCUGAUUGUGAUUGGGCAGAUUCAGAUAAUUGUGAUUUGGAACAACAGCGACGCGGUAAAGGCAAUAUAUCAUGCACCAUUGGUGUUAACACCACAGACAUUGGUGAAUUCUCUCUAGGUGCACAAUGUCAAAUUUCCGCUCAUUCUAGAAUCGCAGGUCAGAUUCGUCUGAGCAUUCAAAAAGGUGUAACUGUUAAAAUUAGCCUUUUACGAGGUACUCAGACAUAUUCUUUUCCUUUUAUUCUGUCUGAUCACCCUGACAGAGUUGCUUUUGGUUACGGUUUAAUUUUCCCCAUACUUGCAUUUUCGGCUAUUCGCAUGUUGGUCUAUGAACCUUAUCUAUCUCGUCAGUUAAAAAUUGCACAAAAGUUUCGAAGAGCUAAACUGCGCGAAGAACUGAACAGAAAACGCCGUGAAGCAUUGUCCACUCAGGAACUCAUGAGGAGAGCUGCAUCACGAAGUAAACGGAAUGAAAUGUCUAUUUCCGGUCUUAUCAUCGAUCAGGCAAUAUAUGGUUGCCUUUCACCAACCUCUGAUCCCACUACUUUAUCUGAUGCUGGUGGUCCACUUACGUUUGAUGUGACUAUACCCCUCCAAGCUAUGAUAGAAAAAAGUCACUUACGCUUACCACCUGGUCGGUGGUGUGAUUUCCAAGGUUUCUAUGACCCCUGUGUUGGUUUAUUAGAAAAUCCACGUCAACUUCGUGUGUCAUAUACUUUCCAUAAUUUCCCUCAUGAGGUCACUGUCAAUGAAAAUCAAGGUUUAGCUAUCCCAAUGUCCAAGCAUAAAGUUGAAAUUCCUUAAUUCAUGUAAAAUGAUCUCCGCGUUGUCUUUCAACUUAGUUAAUAUAUUAUCUCCACCGUGCCACCUUUCGUAGGAAUCUUGACGUACUUCACUGUUGCACGUUGUUGUCAUUACUCUCUUGUAAUCCUAUCGUUUUCAUUUUGUUUGGAAAUUGAGCACAACACUAUCUGUUUGGUCCUUGCAUUCUACAGAUGAAAGCAUUUAAUCCCAGUGAUUACCUCUGUUGAUCUUGAUUGUAGAUAAAAUAAUUUUUAUUCUGAAUAUAUUUUCCAAAUUCAUUAUAAUGAAGUUGCACAUCUUUUCAUUUAUUUUCCAUGCUAGUUAGCUGUACAGUUAUUAAAUAAUGUUCAUAG